GAGCUCCAUGUUUAAAGAUGCAUGAGACGUCUUGAGCAACAGAGAAUAGAGACGGAGGCCUUGCCAGAGAAAGUGUUUCUAUGUCAGAGAGAGUGGAAGAAAGGGAGGAGUAAGACUCAUACAGAUAACAGAAAAGUUGCCAGUGGCAGUGAAAGGCCCACGUCGAGGCAGAGUAGUGUCACGACGGUCCGCUGUGUGCACGACAGGUGGUGGGUCUCCACCUGUUGAAUGAACUCUGUCAGCGUUGGACACUACCAUGGGCUGCGGGUGGGCUCGUCUCUGCUCAGCAUCGUGGCGGGCUGCAUCAUCAUCGGGGUGUCCAGGGAGUGUGAUGCUGAUGCUGUAGGAGGCAUCUUCCUGGGAGCAGGGGGCCUUGGCCUGCUUAUAUCGAUCUUCCCCUUCAUAAAAGCUUGGCUUAACAUCAACAACAUUCUUCCGUCUUUUGGAAACUUCAGAGUGCACCCCACAACUGCCAACCCUGCUCCCGAGCAACCUGUAGAUGCACUAAAAAGAGAAGGGACUCAAAGUCAGCUAAAUCUGGAACGUUCUAAGAGUCGUAUGACUUUUGUGGACGGUGCACCAAUGCCUGAAAACAAUCCAGACGAAGGAACAUCCUCAGACAUGCCAGAUGUCUUAUCUAGACGGAAAUUCAAGCAGUCACCUCCUGAUCAAGAGUUGCCAUGAUGUAUCAAGUGACCUCGCAAAAUAUGAAAUCUUAUCAUUAACUUUGUCAUCGUGGGGAUUUUAAGAUUUUAAUCUUUCUGAUUUUUUUUUUUUUUUCUGUAAAAUGAUAUCAGCUGUAUGUCGAACACCCUCUUGACACACCGUCUAAUAAACAUAUGCA
Molecule: messenger RNA, 844 nt
Organism: Sphaeramia orbicularis (orbiculate cardinalfish)
Lineage: Eukaryota; Metazoa; Chordata; Actinopteri; Kurtiformes; Apogonidae
Product: kinocilin-like
Exons: 5
Coding region: 229-684 (151 amino acids)
Source: RefSeq, a predicted model, not a curated record